ACGUUGAAUCAUUUUCUAGACAGAAUCUGAGUCUCUCUUUUUCUGUUUCUCUCUCUCUUGUUCUCUUUCAACAUGGAAUUUGAAAAGCAUGAAAAAGGAAGCUUAUCAAACAAGAACUUAGAGGAGAAAUUGACGGUCUCUCCUGGUGACUCUGAAGCCAAACCUCUGAUCUUCACAUUUGUCCCCACUGUCAGAAGACUACCAACCCACUCCCAGUUGGGUGACACCUCUAAGUUCCUUGUUAAAAUUCCUGAGGAACCAAGUGAUAAGACUCCAGAAACUAUAAAUAGGUCUCAUUUCAAUGAGUACUUGACCUUGAAUGCUGGGAGCCAACAGGAGAGAGACCAAGGAACAUUGACUGAUCCUUUAGAGGUCGAGGGCAAGACUACACAAGGAAGAGGAUUUAAAGCAAACGAACCUCAAGGGAUGCAGCAAAGUGACCUCUUCAAAGCUGAAUAUGUCUUUAUUGUGGACUCUGAAGGGGAAGAAGAAGCUACAACUAGCAAAAGUGAACAAGGCCCCCCGAGAGGGAUGAGCACCACAGCUGCUCGGCCCACAUCCCUAGCCAUCUCAUCCAGCCUGGCCUCUGACUCUGUGCGCCCCAAAACACGGGGGGCAGACCUCCAGGCCCCAUCACAUCCUGAAAUGCCUCAUGGGAUGGCUCCUCAGCAAAAACAUGGGCAGUUCACUUCUUCUCCCACUGCCUCUGAGCAGCUUGCCUGUAAACCACCUGCUUUCUCCUUUGUUUCUCCAACUAAUCAGAAAACACCACCUGCCCCCGUCAACCUCUCCGAAGCCUCUAUCCUGGAGGAGAUCCACACGAGGCGGCUGGAUGUCACUGGGGCCCUGGUGGAAGAAACAGCUACGUACUUUCAAACUUCCGCUCACUCUGCACCCUUUUCUGCAUCGAAGGGCGUGUUCUCGACGUCGCAGUUCCCCCAUUCCACUCAGUUGUCAGGUUCUCCUUUGUCCCAUCCAAGUGCAGCCCAGCAAAAACCUGGCCUGACGUCUGAAGCUCUCAAGAAGACGACAGCUGUCACCUCGCCCGUCCUUAGUCCCAGCGAAAGUCCGAGAACCUCUUCUUCACCGGCCUCCGGUGCUUCUCUGAAGUCGAAUUCAGCCUCCUACAUCCCAGUCCGCAUCAUCACGCACUCGCUCUGCCCGAGUCCAAAACCCUUCCCCUCCCUUUUCCACGGCUCUUCUUCCACUGUCUGUAGCCACGUGUCAUCCAGCGGGAACCUCUCAAAGUCAGGGGUGAAGUCCCCGGUACCCUCCCGGCUUUCCCUCCUCACGGCCAUCCUCAAGUCCAACCCUUCUCACCAAAGACCCCUCUCCCCGGCAUCCUGUCCCACCUUCACUCUCAACUCCCUGACCUCUUCCACACUUACUCUCGAUCAGAAAGUAAAACAAACCUCACCCACGCCGAAAAAAUCUCUCUCGAGUUGCUCCCUGCGGGCAGGGUCUCCGGAGCAAAGGGAAAACCAGGUUUCUGGACUCAGCCAGCAAGCCUUUCUUUCACCUUUUUCUACCAAAGCUGCUCCCCUUCCUCAGACCCCCUCCCACAUCAGUAGCAGCCCUGUUUCUUUGAAUGUAGAGAAAAUGCCAUCCCCCUCUUCUUUGAAGAGCAGUCCCAUGCUUUCCCCGCUGCAAACAAGUACCUCCAGUUCAGCGGGUCUGCCUCCUGUUCCUCCUCCAAGCUCUUCUCCUCUGUCUCCCAAGGGCAGACAGGAUGCAGACCUCAGGGACCCAGGCAAGCCCAGGAAUAUUUGCCCACAUUCUUCAAAGUCAGCCUCCUCUGCAUUAUCUUCUGCAUCUCCUCUCACUAACCAAAGAGCCAGGCUCUCCUCCCCAGAGAAAUGCUACCAUCCUUCCCCAGCUCUUUCAAACUUGAUAAACAGAUCCAAGAGAGCAUCAGCACCGCUCUCUGGCCAGGGGCAGACUCCUUCAGCUCCUCCUCCACCUUCUGUCUCCAGUGCUGGCUCUGCCUCUCUUCCCCAAAUGGGGUCCUCCGCUCCCCCUUUUGCUAAUCUGCCCACACAGGCGCUCCAGCUCAGUCCCUCAGCGAUGCACUCAAAUCUUACCUUGCCUUCAAGAUUUGGGAAAUCUGAAAGCUCAAUAUCUGACCACAGGUCAUCUGUUUCAACCCCACCACCUCCCAUCUCUCUAACAAGAACCAAGGAGCUGAUUUCACCUUGUGCAUUGUCCAUGUCAACAGGCCCUGAAAAUAAGAAACCCAAGCAAUACAAGACCAAGUCCAGCUACAAGGCUUUUGCAGCAAUCCCUACAAACAUAUUGCUUUUGGAACAGAAGGCACUAGAUGAACCAGUCAAGACUGAGGGCAUCUCCAAGGACAACACCUUAGACCCACCUCUGGAGUUGUGUUUCCCUGCACAGCUCAGGCAGCAAACUGAAGAGGUCUGUGCUACCAUUGAUAAGGUCUUACAGGAUUCCUUGUCUAUGCAUUCUUCUGAUUCUCCUUCAAGUUCUCUACAGACAUUGAGUUCUGACUCAAUCAAAAUACCUACAACUCUCCCGAGAGCAGCUGGUCGAGAAACCAAAUAUGCAAACCUCUCCUCACCUUCUUCUACGGUAUCUGAGACUCAGCUGACAAAGCCUGGAGUAAUUCGCCCCGUACCUGUUAAAUCCAAAAUAUUAUUGAAAAAAGAGGAAGAAAUCUAUGAACCCAACCCUUUCAGUAAAUACCUGGAGGAUAACAAUGACUUCUUUUCGGAGCAGGAUGUGCCAGCCCCUCCCAAGCCUGUUUCUCUCCAUCCUUUAUAUAAGAGUAGACUCCAUCCUCCCGCUAAGUCCCUGCUGCAUCCACAGGCCCUCCCACAUGCUGACUGUCUUACCCCAGGACCCUUCGGUCACUUGUCUUCCUUCUCCCUGAGUGAUGAACAGAAUUCUCACACCCUGUUUAGUCACAACGCAUUUAAUAAGCUGAGUCAUCCAAUGGUGCCUAUUCCUGAAUAUGAAACCCUUGAUUCCAAAGAGCAAUGAAGAUGGAGCAGAAGUGAAAACACAGACCGGGGCUGAAGUUUUCUGAAACGCUGGUGCUAAUCACUUGCUAGAUUUAACUUUUACCAGGUUUAACCCAUAUUUUUGCCGUCUUAGUGUUUCCCUUAUGGACUAAAAAAAGUUUCCUGCAGGCGUGUAACAUCGCAGUACUCACAAACACCCCAAACACCCGGCCUAGGAGAGCUUUACCUACAGUUUCUGCAUCACUGUUAGAGCCUUUAAUGCCUUCCAUUAAGCUGACCGCAAUGCUAACGUGCUCCAGUGUUUCACAGCCAAAUAAAGAAGAAUCAUGGGGAAAUAGAAUGGUGUGACAAUUUUUCAACCUCAGUUUUAUUUAAUGCGUACAUUACUUCCUGAAUCAGGUUUUAUCCCUUUCUGCUUAGCUUUUUUAACAUGUGGGGAGAAAAAAAAAAAAGAACAAUAAUUUUAAAAAACCGAGUCCCUGCCUGCUUGCAGGAGUUCACUGGGGAGCUGUUGACCGUGAGAGAGUUAUUUCACAAAAGACAACGCUGUUUUCCUGUUCUGCCUGGGUCCUGUGCCUGACAAGACAGACAUUCAUGUGGAGGUCGUGUUGCUGCAGUGUUUCUACCAUUACUGCCUCUCGGUCUGUCACUGCAUGAUUCUUGCAAAGGCUACUUCGGAGGUUGUUUGUACCCAUCCUCCUGGGAGCAGCCCAAACCAUGGAGCCAACCACACUGUGGGGACAGUCUUGGGAGCCCACCCUCCAGCACGCCUGAUGACCCCCAUAUUGGCUGUGUUCUGUUUCUUUCCCAGCUGCCAUCCCCAGUAAUCUGCCCUCACCCUGUCUAAGUGGUUUUCUUUUUGUAGCUUUCUGGCAAGUAGGGUAAGACUCUAAGGAAGAGCCCACAGCCGUUCUGGACAGUGAGCUCCUGGUAGCAGAGGAGUUUCCGAAAAGGCUACUUACCCUUGCACACAACCCAUGCUCCCUGUGAAGCCAGCUCUGUCUGAACCUCAGCUCCCUCAGACCACUGCUCCAACCCCCUGUCAUCCUGUCCACGGCAAAGCCGAGAGAGUUGCCUACAGAAGAGCAACUGGCGUGCUUCCUCCUCCAUGGGUCUUUUUGGAAAAUCUGCAUUGACAGUUUGUUGGUCACUGGAAAUACGAAGUUCUCAUCAUCUCCUGCAUUCAUGGGUGAGGAGCAGUGGAGCCUCAAAAAACCUCUCUGCUCAUCUCUCCUCCUCCGAACAGAAACUACUUCUCUACCAGCUAAGUUGUGUGAUGUAUCACUUUAGAUUAUUGAUAAUAAUCUCCAAUAUUCACUGUGCUCUUAUCAUAUGCCAGGUACCACACUAAGUGCUUCAUAUGAAUUUAAUUUAACCGUCACAAUGAGCCUAUGAGGUAGGCAAUAGUAUUAUUCACAUUUUAUGCUUGUGAAAAUGAACAUUCAAUCAAGCUAGUAAGCGGUAGAGAGAAAAUUAAAAUCCAGAUAAUCAGGGUCUAAGACCAAGCCAUUUAUUCAAUCAUUUGUCCAUUCAUUUUUGACUUUGAGAAUGAAAAGUUGAGUUCAUCACACUCCCUAGUUUAUUGCUAUCACAAGUGUGGGCAAGACCCCUCUCCUGCAUACUUAUUGAUUGGAUGGUUAAUUCAUGAACUUUUAUAACAAUUUCUAUCUUCCCUUCUCCUGCCAAAGGCACACAUUCUAACGUUUGAUAUAUAUGCCUUACUUAUAUAUGUUUUGAAGAUGUGCAUUGUUUUUCUCCGCAUAUAUAUUUAAUAAAUGUAAAUGGCAUUAUAGUUUA
Molecule: messenger RNA, 4778 nt
Organism: Phacochoerus africanus (Common warthog)
Lineage: Eukaryota; Metazoa; Chordata; Mammalia; Artiodactyla; Suidae
Gene: MLIP
Product: muscular LMNA interacting protein
Exons: 14
Coding region: 73-3000 (975 amino acids)
Biological process (GO): negative regulation of transcription by RNA polymerase II
Cellular component (GO): sarcolemma; PML body; nuclear envelope
Molecular function (GO): transcription corepressor activity; lamin binding
Source: RefSeq, a predicted model, not a curated record